Messenger RNA from Siniperca chuatsi (mandarin fish), 1099 nucleotides. RefSeq names its product protein phosphatase 1 regulatory inhibitor subunit 14D (gene ppp1r14d). The record is from RefSeq and is a predicted model, not a curated record. The coding region runs from base 334 to 696 and encodes 120 amino acids. Gene Ontology annotation, molecular function: protein serine/threonine phosphatase inhibitor activity. Gene Ontology annotation, cellular component: cytoplasm. Lineage: Eukaryota; Metazoa; Chordata; Actinopteri; Centrarchiformes; Sinipercidae. Gene Ontology annotation, biological process: regulation of phosphorylation. The transcript is spliced from 4 exons.
GAGAGAGAGAGAAAGAGAGAGAGAGAGAGAGAGGGAGAGGGAGAGAGAGAGAGAGGGAGAGGGAGAGAGAGGACAGGCAAAGAACCAGAGCCAGCAUUAUAGAGAGGGAGAGCACGAACACUCAACAAGAUAACAGGAGAUACACGUGGAAACAGCAGCCCACAGGAAGAGCAGAGAUAGAGACAGAGCAGGCGAGUCGGUGUGCAAAACAAACGUGUCAGAGCCUGUGGGUCUGUCUGUGUGUGUGUGUGUGUGUGUGUGUGUGUGUGUGUGUGUGUGUGUGUGAGAGAGAGCUCAGUGUGUUUCCACGGUUCUCCUGAGGCCGUGGCAGCCAUGGCGUCAGAGCCUAGCACCCAGUCCAGGGUGAUGUUCCAGGCAAUGGACAAAACAGAGGAGCCGGCGCACCGCAAGCUGGGCAAGCUGACGGUCAAAUACAACCGCAAGGACCUGCAGAGGAGGCUGGAUAUCGAGGAGUGGAUCGACGGGCAGCUGCACCUGCUGUUUGACUGUGAGGAGGAAGAGAUUCCAGAGUUAGAGAUUGACAUAGAUGAGCUCCUGGAGCUGACAGAUGAGGGGCAGAGAACCCGGCUGCAGGAGUUGUUGCAGGAAUGCGGAAAGCCAAAAGAGGAUUUUAUCAACGGGCUGCUCUACAGGAUAAAGGGUCUACGCAAAAUGUCAGGUCCCUUGAAGAAAUAAUUGUAGGUCAAAUAAAGAAUUGAGACAAUGUGGAGCCCCUUAACUUCCCAUCUCCCAUGCGUUAACUGUUUGGAUGCCUGUAUGUGCGCAUUCACAUGUCUGUGGGACUCUCUUUCUGCCCUCUGCCCCCUCCCUGGAUCAGCAUCAGUCUAAAACCAGAGCAGUCGGUUUUGAAUGGAAUGAUUUUUUAUUAUUUCACUUUAAUUUAUGGACUGCUAUAACAUUUUGUCCCCCAUAAACAUACCAAUAAUGCACAUGUGAUAAAAGUUGUAUUGACUAUUACUCAGAUGGACUGUUUUUUGUGUAAGACUGUACAUUUUCGGUUGCCUAUGUAUGUACAUAAAUAUUUUUGUUCUGAUAGCAGUGUUGUAUGUUGAAAUAAAAUUGAACAUUUUCAAGACAA